Messenger RNA from Pseudomassariella vexata, 882 nucleotides. RefSeq lists its product as uncharacterized. Lineage: Eukaryota; Fungi; Ascomycota; Sordariomycetes; Amphisphaeriales; Pseudomassariaceae. The transcript has a single exon. The record is from RefSeq and is a predicted model, not a curated record. Bases 1 to 882 code for a protein of 293 amino acids.
AUGGUUGAUCGCCGUAUAGGGUACAUGGUAUUGCAUUCACAUGUGUCGUGUGAAUUGUGUUACAUCAAACCAUGGGGUCAAGGGACUACAAUCCCAUACGAGAUGAAUGAGCAUCGAGUCCUUGGUUUGACUAAGUGUAGCUGGGGGGCUAAGUGCGCUCGAAUCCGCAACAAUUUCCUUGAUAUUCAGACUCGCAUUCGGGAACUCCUGCUUGACGCUCAGAAGUCGUGGGAAGACAUUGGCAAUCCUCGUCCGACGCAACAUAAUCGCCUGAAGUGCUUGGGGGAUAUUGUUUACAGCCACGAAGCUAUCGCGAAGAGAGCCCUGGAGAAACCUGGGCUCUCAGGAGACGGGUUGAGCGUGCGGGCCAAGAUCAUGGAUGCGAACAAGCGAUUUGAAAAGUUGAUGCAUGACUGCGGCCACAAGCAUCAGUUCGAAGAUACAGAGAUGGAUCCCUUGGAGGAACUAGCUAAGAUGGCAGAACUCAGUGGACAUCCCGGUGAGACGAGCUCUACACUCUCGGUUUUGGGGGGUGUAGGAUCUCCCUUCUCGUUCAAUGGACAGCCAACCACUACUCCGAGCCCUCGCACCCCGCAGCCAACUCCAGAAAUGCACCACACUUCUCCAUAUCGAUUCUCCGCCCGCAGUGAUGUUGUUAAGACUCUACUCAACGAAAGAAGAGCUGCGUGUCUUCUAGGGUAUGCAGCUCCCCGGAGUUGUCAAUCCGGAAGUCAUGCCCUCGCUCUUCGAAAAGCAGACGGAAACAUGGCAGGAAAUAGCCGAAGAGCAUGUCCACGCAGUUGCAAAACAGGUGGCAGAGACAUCACAAGAAAUGCUGAGAAAUAUCUGCUCACGUACUGUGGGGUCUGCUAUACUUCAUGA